Messenger RNA from Ilyonectria robusta, 1722 nucleotides. Its product is annotated as major facilitator superfamily domain-containing protein. NCBI's taxonomy places the organism in Eukaryota, Fungi, Ascomycota, Sordariomycetes, Hypocreales, Nectriaceae. The coding region runs from base 1 to 1554 and encodes 517 amino acids. Gene Ontology annotation, molecular function: transmembrane transporter activity. The transcript has 2 exons. The record is from RefSeq and is a predicted model, not a curated record. Gene Ontology annotation, biological process: transmembrane transport.
AUGACAUAUUUGCCGUAUGGCUGCCUUGCUUUAGCGCUGCAAGGCUCCGGUCAAGUCGAGAAACAGCUCGAAACAAACCAGCAACCUUCUCCUCCUGUCUACUCAAUCUUCACAACAUGGCAAAAGCGCUUUAUUGUCCUGGCGGCCGCGUGCACCGCCUUCUUCUCUCCCCUCUCCGCCCAGAUCUACUUCCCAGCCUUGACGGCCAUCGCAAAGGAUCUCAACGUCACUGCCUCCCAAGUCAACUUGACCGUCACGACGUACAUGGUUUUCCAGGGCAUCACGCCCAUGUUCAUUGGAUCGUUGGCUGAUAGCGGCGGACGACGGCCCGCCUAUGUCAUCUGCUUCGCCAUCUACAUCGCCGCAAACAUCGGGCUGGCGUUGUCCCCCAACUACGGCGCACUUCUCGGGCUUCGGUGUCUACAGUCAGCGGGAUCGAGUAGUACAGUUGCUCUUUGUGUUGCUGUCGUUGCGGAUGUCAUUACUUCGGCGGAGCGAGGCCAGUACAUCGGCUUCACCACCGUACCCGUCGUCCUCGCUCCGGCGCUGGGACCCAUCAUCGGCGGCCUUCUUUCAGAAUACCUCGGCUGGAGAUCUAUCUUCUGGUUUCUUGUCAUCCUUUCCGGAAUCACCAUUGCCCUCGUCGUCGUUUUCUUUCCGGAAACCUGCCGCCAUAUUGUUGGGGAUGGGUCUAUUACCCCACCGGCCAUGUAUCGGUCUUUAUGGCAAAUCAUGAAACGCCGACGGAGGGCAGCCAACAUAACUAAAGGCCGGGGGUCCGCCGAUGCUCCCAAGGUCAAGUCUCAAUACAAGUUCAAGCCUCCCAAUGUCUUGGAGCCUCUGAUGAUGCUAUUCCAGAAGGAGACUGGGGUGCUGUUGGGGGUCGGCAGCAUCGUCUUUGCCGGGUUCUACUGCGUCGCCACUGCCAUGCCGACCUUGUUCAAAGAUAAUUAUGGCUUCAGCGAAGUUGAAGUUGGUCUAAUGUACGUGCCGCUCGCAGUGGGGUCCAUCCUUGCCGCUGUUGUUGUCGGCCCUCUGAUCAACUACAACUUCAAGCGGCACUGCGACAAGCAAGGCAUUCCCUAUGACCGCAGCCGCCAGCAAGACCUCUCCGAGUUUCCCAUUGAGCGAGCGCGCCUCGAGAUUGCGUUCCCGCUUCUCGGGCUAACGGCGGUAACCCUCGUUUCAUGGGGCUGGGCGGUCGACGCCAAAGCGCAUCCAGCAGCGCCGGGCGUCAUCAGCGCUCUCUUGGGCGUCGGCAUCGUUGGCCUCAACAACACGUCCAACGCUCUGCUUGUGGACAUCCACCCUGGCAAGGCGGGGACUGCCACGGCGGCGAAUAAUCUAGCACGGUGCUUGGUCGGCGCCGGAGCGACGGCAGCGAUCGUGCCCAUGAUGGACGCCAUGGGUACGGGGUGGGCGUUUACUUUGGUUGGGGGUCUUGCUUUGCUCUGCACCCCGGGACUUCUUGCGUUGAUGGUCUGGGGCAUGAAGUGGCGAAGGGAGCUGAAGAUAAAAUUGCAACAAAAGGAGGAUGCAAAGAACAAGGCCUGAGUGAGACUGAAAUCACCACCCAAAAGGGAAGAAUGUGCGUAUCAGGCUUGCUUACUUGCAUCAUAUGCGGCAUGGCGGAGCUCUACUGAGCCGUCCAAUUCUAAAGACGACCAAGCAUUAAGGGAGAGGUAUUAACGAAAUACUCAUAGAAAUCUAGAGUUAUUGAUC